Ceratina calcarata is the source of this 1061-nucleotide messenger RNA. RefSeq names its product Adenylate kinase 1 (gene Ak1). The record is from RefSeq and is a predicted model, not a curated record. Lineage: Eukaryota; Metazoa; Arthropoda; Insecta; Hymenoptera; Apidae. Bases 177 to 755 code for a protein of 192 amino acids. The transcript is spliced from 5 exons. Gene Ontology annotation, molecular function: nucleobase-containing compound kinase activity; ATP binding. Gene Ontology annotation, biological process: nucleobase-containing compound metabolic process.
CUGGUACGGUAUUUUUCGUUCCACGAGUGUAGUGCAGCGAGAUCGAACGUUCGCCGAGCAAGGCAGCCUUGGUCUUACGACCUUUGAGGGGAAGGAGGCAGUAGCAGAGGUCGACCGCGCGGUAGAUUUCAAAAGCUUGAUCGCACCGGGAGCCCUUGAACCGGGAUCUGGGGGAGAUGAAGACGAUUUGGAUAAUAGGCGGGCCAGGAUGCGGCAAGGGGACGCAGUGCGAGAAAAUCAUCGAUAAAUAUGGAUUUUUUCACAUAAGUAGCGGUGAUUUGCUGCGGGAGGAGGUUGCCAGCGGCAGUAGCAGGGGUGCCUCUCUUCAAGAACUGAUGUCGAAGGGUCUGUUUGUGCCAACGGAUGUUGUGUUGGACUUGAUAAGAGAACGAAUGGAGAAGGCUAAGAAGGAGAACGCCACACAAACUGGAUUCCUCAUUGACGGAUACCCACGUGAAUUGGAGCAAGGUCUCCUCUUUGAGAAAAAUGUAUGUCCUGUUGAUUUGAUUCUUUUCUUCGACGUCUCGAACGAAACGUUGAAGUCGAGGCUGUUGGGACGCGCGGCCACGGCCAUUACUCAAAGAGCUGACGAUAAUGAAGAAACUAUCAAGAAGAGGAUCGAAAUAUUUAACGUGAAGAACGAUCAGAUCGUACAGCAUUACAAGGACAAAGUAGUUACAAUCAAUGCCGAAGGCACCGUUGACUCGGUAUUCACCGAGGUCAGUAAGGCACUGGACCGUCUCGUGGCUGCUUAAUCUUGGCUUCUACACACGUCCGUGAUAGAUCUUGACUCGAGCCAAAGGAGAAUUCCAAAACGAAUUCCCAUCAAGAUUAUCGAGAACGCGCGCAAACGAUUAAAACUAUUACAAAUUUCAAGUACCUGGUCUUGCAAGCGCAGCAGCAAUGUGUAUAGUGUAAUUUGAAAAAAAUGUAAUAUUUUCAGGAACAGCGAAACUCGUAGUACCUGCUAUUGUUGAUUGCCAUCGUUCGUUAUUCACACGUUCGACGACUGUUUUAACGACUAUAACGACAGAAUUAAAUAAUCACAAAUUUUGCCUAUA